Callorhinchus milii (elephant shark) is the source of this 3201-nucleotide messenger RNA. RefSeq names its product breast cancer anti-estrogen resistance protein 3 homolog. NCBI's taxonomy places the organism in Eukaryota, Metazoa, Chordata, Chondrichthyes, Chimaeriformes, Callorhinchidae. Gene Ontology annotation, molecular function: guanyl-nucleotide exchange factor activity; phosphotyrosine residue binding. The record is from RefSeq and is a predicted model, not a curated record. The transcript has 11 exons. Gene Ontology annotation, biological process: positive regulation of peptidyl-serine phosphorylation; small GTPase-mediated signal transduction. Bases 457 to 2535 code for a protein of 692 amino acids.
GCAAAUGCGGUGGCUAUGAAUAGGCAUCCGUUCAGGUUUGGAGGCACGCAAACCUUUUCUCACAAGGGGCAAUGUUGUUUUUGUUAAUCAGAUCAUUCCUAGAGUAGCUCCAGGGUGUUCAGGAAAAGGUGGGGCACGAGGGGCCAGUGUUGUGACCUGACGUCACCAAAUUCUUCUCUCAGGCCUCUGGAUGAUCUCAAGAGUGUUAUAUGCAGCAUUGAGAGAAGGUAAGACAGCCUGGGUUGCAGUGAGAAAGGAACGUACGUCUGGACAUUUAAUCGGGACGGGUGUCACCCAUUGUGGUUUAACAUCUAAAGGAGAUGGUUUCGGCCAGAGGUGCAGCGUAGCACCUCUGGGCGAGCCUCGGCAGGGGAGCAGAGCGAGGAACACUCGCCGUGUGGAAGUGGAUACGCAAGCAGCAUAAAAGGGGGCAUUGAACAGCAAUGAGUUUGAAAGAUGUCUAAUGACUACUGCAUAAUGGCCUCAGCGAAAGAUCCACUGAAGAAAGAGCUGGAGGAGGAACUAAAACUGAACACUGAUGAUCUUCGCAGCCAUGCUUGGUACCACGGCCCCAUCCCACGCCAGGAGGCUGAGGCGUUGUUGGAGCGAGAUGGGGAUUUCCUGAUCAGGGGAUCUCGCUCCAGCCCGGGCAAUUACGUGCUGACCUGCAGCUGGAAGGACGCCCCGCUCCACUUCAAGAUCAUCCGAAUUGUGCUGAGACCCAGAGAGACCUACUCCCGGGUCCUGUACCAGUUUGAGCAGGAGAGCUUCGACAAUGUGCCAGCCCUGGUACGUUUCUACGUAGGGAACCGCAGGCCCAUUUCGAAGAUCACCGGGGCAGUGGUCUUCCACCCGCUGAACCGCACACUGCCCCUGAGGUGCAUCGAGGAGAAGCACGGCAUAGGAGUCAACACUGAGUCUCUUCAUCAACCGCCAUCAGGGAAAGACUCCAACCAGACCAAGAGGUUUAGCUUGGAUCUGUCCGAUGAAGUGUCACUGGAUCAGGUCGACGCAGACAGUAAUCUUCUGAGGAACCAGUACAAGAGCGGGAGCCAACCAAACAUUCUGGAUGAUGUAAACAACAAGAGGAUACUGCACUCCGCCCAGUCUGACAGUUACCUCUCUGGCAGACCAAAAAAACGUGUUCAGGCGAGUGGGGCAGAAAGAGCGAUCCUCCCCAAGUCACCAGUGUACAGGACGGGAAGUGACUCCAUGAUCAGCCCCAAAGGAAGCUUCAAGCACUUAGAUCCCAGGCGCACCUCAGGUUUGAGGGGCUCUGAUGGGCAGUUGCACUCCAAAGCCCCUCCCAAACCCCAAAGGGCCCCUUCAGACACGAGCAGACACCCAGGCCUGCAACCUGCAUCCGAGCCAGACCUGGGCAUCUACUCCGAGCUGGUACCACAGGUCCCUCAUAGCAGCCAGGACUCCAGUCUGGGAGACAGCCACGUGGGCAGGCUGUGCGCACAGGAGCGGGCCAAUGUCAGAGCCCGAAUGACUACGGACAUCCACUUCCUGGAUUCCGAGGAGCCCCUCAGUUUGGAGCUCACCCCGGAACGAGGGGCUGAGGAGGAGGGCUUCACAAGACCACACGUGGAGACCGGCACCGCCUUCAAGCUGGACACCUUCAACUCCAUUUUACUCCCUCACGACAACAAGGCUCUGGAGCCGUCCGUCCUCAAACGUCUCAAGGAGAUCUUUGCUGAACACGACCCCGAGACCACAGCACGACACAUUCUCAAAGUGGAUUGUCAGGUUGCUCGGAUCACUGAGGUAUCUCCAGAGGAGAGGAGAAUGAUGGGAGUGAACUCGGGAUUAGAGCUCAUUACAUUGUCCCAUGGACACCAACUGCGAAUGGAUCUACUUGAGAGGCAUUCUCUGAUAGCCUUGGGCAUCGCCGUGGAUAUCCUGGGCUGUACUGGCAGCGUGGGGCAGAGGGCCAGCGUGCUUCACAAGAUCAUCCAGCUGGCUAUCGAGCUCAAGGACACAAUGGGGGACCUCUAUGGCUUUUCAGCCGUGAUGAAAGCUCUGGAGUUGCCUCAGAUCACGCGUUUGGAGUUUACAUGGAGGACAUUGAGACGCACACACACAGACAGCGCCAUCGCCUUUGAGAAGAAGCUGAAACCUUUCAUGAAAUCCAUGAAUGAGGGCAAUGGUGACCUCUCUCUCCAGAAUAUCUCGGUCCCACACAUCCUACCUAUCAUCAUGCUCAUGGAACGCCAAUCCGUCUUCGACCUGGAAGGAUGGGAAGGUUGGGAGAACAUGGAACAGGGCUGCGAGAUCCUUCUCAAAACCCUGGAAGCCGCUCGGGCAACAACCCUGAACACCGAUGUGUUCAGAGUCAACACUGAGGCCAGACUGAAAGACAUGCAGAUAAACCGAGAGCUCCUGGAAGCCUUCAGGACGGAGUUUGCCCUGCGCUUGUUCUGGGGCCCCAAAGCAGCCGAGCUGGGCCGGGGAGAGCGCUACGAGAAGUUUGACAAGAUCCUGACGGCUUUGUCACGCAAACUGGAGCCCGAAAGCCCCCUGGAGAUCUAGACAAACCCAGCGGACAAUCGGGGAGGAGGAGAAGGCCCUAAAGUGAGAUGAAGGUGGAGACCUGAUGUGAGGUUGUCGCUUUAUUGUACUGUAAAUAGUCCACAUCAAACCUGAUGCCAAUGCCAACUGAUGUCACGACGAUGAACGACAGCAACACAACGCACUGGAGAGGAUCGCUGUAGAACAUUUAUACGAUUGGGACGUCCUCCUGACGUGAAAGGCACUAUUCAAAUGUAAUUUGUUGUUGUUGUUAUUAACUUUCUGACAAUCGUGGUUGGACAAACCGUGCUCUCAAUGGCAAGCUCCAGCAGUCACCCCCACCCAUCCGCCCCCUCCACUCACUCAACGCACACUGCAGGGUCCUUAACAGGCUCGAGGGGCUGAAUGGCCUAUUCCUGUUCCUAUGUUCUUGCUUACACACACACACACACACACACCUCCAUUGGCUCCAACAAAGCCUCCAUUAUUUUCCACUGACUCAAUAGGGGAAGAGUUUGCGAGAGGUAAUCGGGUGCGUUUGAGGGAGAGAAGGGAUCACUGGCGCUUCACCAGCUCCGCCUGUUUUCUGUGGUGUUUACGUUUUGUACAGAAGCCGAUUCAAAUACCAGAGUCCACAGCGAAACACUUGUAAAUAAUAAACAGCUAUUUGUUACAGAGCACAGUCGG